UCAUCAGUGUUUUUUUGAUACAGAUUAUCCCCAAACCUGGAUAAUGUCUGCCAGCCUAGUGGUGACACGAAGUCUUCUGAGAGAAGACACAGGGACAGCAGAGAAUUUCCUCUUAUGUGGAUCUACCUUGUCAGAGAUUACUGAAGAAACAGAGUACAUUAAAAAGAUUCGAUCCACGCUAGCCAAAGUUCAGCCUCUGUUCUAUAAAAAGGAAUCCAACCAUGGGAUUGCAAAUGGCAUGCUGGAUUCAAAGCCACAUUCUACAGAACCUGAAUUGGUCCCUGAUGAAGAGAUGCUGUCUUCCAGCUACAAGGAGUUGUUAGAAAAGAUGAAAAAGGCAGAAGAAGAAUUAUUAUGGGUGAACAAAGAAAAUGAAAGGCUAAAGAUCAAGCUUGAAGCUUCAAGGGCAGCGGGUGCUGAAUCUGUGAAGCACGGCUCCCAAAAGCUCCAGGAUAAUUACAAGAAACGCUCUGAAGACCUCAGGAAAAGACAAGAAGGAGCCAUAAAUAUAAUGAAGGCCCGCAAACUUGAGCAAGAGCAGAAAUUAAAGCAAAGCACUGACAGUCUCAGCCAGCUAAAUGUGCAGCUGCACGAGAAAUAUGGCCAGAUUGAAGAACUGGAAAAACGAGUACAAAGGAUGGAAGAGGAAAAGAAAACAUUGAAAGAAAAGAAACAGCUUUUAAAAAAGAAGUUGCAUCAGAUGAUGUCAAAUGCUGAAAAUUCGAAAAGCUGUGUAAAAGUUCAGACAGAGAUCUCUGUUCUUCAGGAGCAAAUUAGUCACCUGGAUCAUGUGAUCCAUUCUCAGCACCAACAUUUGCACAAUGUGAUUCACCAGAUUGAGGGACUGAAUAAUGAACUGAAACAUCAGGAUGAAAGAAUAGAAAGCUUAAAAGAACAGAUAGUGGUGCUUCAAGCAAAGAACAAAGAACUGAAGGAUCAAGUGAAACUCUACAAAUCAAAGCCCAAAGUCUCCAAAGCUGUUUCUACAAAGAUUGAUGGAAACUUGCCAUACACCAUGAUAUCCAGACUACGCAAGUGACGUAUUCCUAGUGUCUGAACCUUCCUCAGAUCCAUCACAAGGAUUGUUAUUUCUUUCCAGAAUAAAUUUUCUAUGCAUUUCCAUUGGAUUUACUUGCACAGGGAACUCUGGCAUCACCUAACAAUUUUAAUCAUUUAAAUUAAUGUAUGGAAUCCCAAGAUGGUCUUCUGAUGGAAGAAGUAAAUUCAGAUGCGAUGAAGGACAUCCAAGAGACUGGGACAUAUGGAGGGACAGAUUCCAUUUUUAUUCAUUUACAGGCACAUUAUAGAAGCAUUGUAGUUAUUCCUACCAGUGUUGGAAAUGCAUUGGCUUCAGAACUCAUUAAUCCAUAAGGACAAAUUUCCACCAGCAAGUUUUAUUCGUGUAUCUGAAUCUACACUGAAGAAUAUUGGAUUAUGGAGGAUUAUGGAGGACCAGUGUAGCUGGAUUUGAAUUCAGAUACACUCAGUUAUAUGAUAUGGAACUAAAUAUGGGAUACUAACUGAUCCACAACUGACUAAAACUAAUUUCAUGAGAAUUCUCUCUGAUUUUGGAUCCCAGGAAAGAGGGAAGGAAGAUGAAUGUGCCUUUGUGUGGAGACAGCAGCAAUCGAAUAAGAAAAUGCUCUCAACACACCAAAUUGCAGUUCUUAGUAUUAUAUUCUAUGGAGAAUCAUUAAGUAAAGUGACCUUAGAAAACUUUGAACAGAGUUUACUGCUUACUGCAUUCCUACCACUUCAGUGUUUUAGGAUGUGGCAAACAAAUUACAGUGUUGUUGUGAAAAGUGAGAGUUUUACAAAUGGUGUUUCUGAAGAAAAUAAAAUACCUCUGGGAAGCGCAGCUCAGCACAGAGAACACGGUCCUAAAGCCAUCGCUAUGUCAUGAUUAAAAAUCAGUAAAAUUAACUGUUCACUGCAGAACUCUUCUGUGCAGGUUCAUCAGGCAGUUUGCCUGAGGCAAGAACGUAGGAAUAUAUAUAUUUUAAUUAUACCGCUAUAAAAACAGAUUGUACAUUUCGCAAAGCCCUGUUUUAGGACAGAGCAAGAACAUGUUUUCCCAUAAGUGCAUAUGAAGAAUAAAUGUAUUUAUUUAUC
This is a messenger RNA of Python bivittatus (Burmese python), 2112 nucleotides long. The record is from RefSeq and is a predicted model, not a curated record. Lineage: Eukaryota; Metazoa; Chordata; Lepidosauria; Squamata; Pythonidae.